Purpureocillium lilacinum is the source of this 1635-nucleotide messenger RNA. RefSeq lists its product as uncharacterized. Lineage: Eukaryota; Fungi; Ascomycota; Sordariomycetes; Hypocreales; Ophiocordycipitaceae. The record is from RefSeq and is a predicted model, not a curated record.
AUGGCGUCGCCUCUCAGUACCGUCUCUGCGUCUUCACCACGGCAAGCCCACACAGAGUAUGCCGAUGGACUCGAGGCGUACAUUCCUGGGACGCAGGACUAUUACGACCAGGAAUGGUCUACGACUGGACGUGAAAGCGGCUUCGAUCACUUUGCGCCGCGCGGAAGCGCUCAAGCAUACGGCCAAGGACCGGAAUCGUCUAUUCCAGCGACAUAUGGAGCUUUCAUCCCGACUCGUUCCGCGACUGAAUACGGGAGCGGGCUCAAGUCUUUCACCCCAUCGUCGGAUCUGAAGGAAGUGCAUAACCCAGCUGGCGGCAAGGAGGUAUACCAUCCCGGCGGAGAAAUGGAGGCAUAUACUCCUCGAGGAGGGGCUUCCCUUCAAGAAGCGAGAAUUUUCGGCCUGCGAAGACGGACAUUUUGGAUUGUGCUCGCCAUUGUCCUCAUAGUUGUCAUUGCGACAGCUGUUGGAGGCGGUGUGGGAGGGACGCUCGCGAAUCGUCACAACGACGACAGUGACGCGAGCUCGAAUGGAGGGUCGAGCGGAUCAUUGGUUGACGCAAUGUCUAUAUUGCCGAGCACAUCACUUGCAGCCGUCAAUUUCACAGACCAGUACGGGUACGACAAUCUGCUCGUCUUCUAUCAACUGCGCUCUCUAGCCCUGGCCCAAUCAGCGUUCAACUCGUCAACGGGGAGGUGGUCGACGUCGCUGGUCAACAACAAUACGGACGCGAUCAAGAACGGAACGGCCCUGUCGGCAAGCAUCUUCUGGCGCAGCAAAGAGAGUCGCGACACGCGAGUCUACUACACGAGCCCCGAUGACAAGAUCUAUGGCCUGGUUGUCGGUGGACAAGGCCUUGCCACGGCCGAAGCAAGCUGGUCGGCCGUAGCUGGCGUAUCGGGGAACUUUGUUGCCGCCCCGAACUCACGACUCGUCUCAAGUGGGAAAGAGAAUGCCGACUCGUAUGAGGGCGAUUUCCUCAUGUACCAGGACAUGUCGGGAGUGAUACGAGUCCAGCGGCGUGAGAACAAGAAUGAUGGCAACAACGGCGGCAAAGCCGGGCAGUGGUCAUCGUCCAACGUGCCGUUCGGGCUGGGCCGAGCGACCAACGGUUCAGGGAUGGCGCUGAUACCCAUUUACAACACAGGGCUCCGAGCGCUUAACCUAUUUUACAGCAACGAGACUAGCGGCAAGACGCUCGCACACGCCAAACUCAUGCACAACACAGCCUGGACUGGCGAAAGCCUCCCAACAGGACUGGACGAAGGCGCGACAUUGACCGCGUUCUCCUGGGGCUACAACAGCACCGAGGUGCAGGACAAGAAACCGAGAGGCAGAAGCAGGAGAAACCUAGUGGGUGCGAAGAGCAACGCGACAGUGCAUGUGCUCACAUUGAAGACCGGGCGCAAUGUACAGCUUACGGCUUUUAGCGGGGGCCAGUGGUCGUUUAAAGGGGAUGUGCCAGGUAUCAGGAAGCGUGGGCAGACACCAGGAGUGAUUGCUGCAAGUCAGGCGGGGAGAAUCUACGGUGUCGUGAGCAGCGGCAGUGGUGAUGGCGUAGAGAUUGUGGAGUGGAAGUGGAAGAGCGGCGAGGAGUACGAGGAGGUGGGAGUUGUUGACACCAGACAGCUAUAG